AUGGGAUUAACCCAGAUGUUACAACAGAUUCAAAAUCAAAUUAUCUAUGAAUCAUUUCACUUAAAAACCGCCUCUGAAAGGCCUCCCAUCAUAACAGAGGAUGAUUUUGAGGAUUUCUUAGCAACAGACGAUUUGCUUGUAGAAUACUUUAAUGAAUUCCUAAGUCUUCCUACAUUCCCUGAAGUCAUCAAGUUUAAUAAAAUUUUUGGAAUUUUUGAAGUCAUUAACAAUGUGCCAGAAAGUUUGACAAAACAUAUAAAAAAACUCUUACGUGAGAACGAGCCUCCAAAUCCUGUUUACAAUGCAACAAGAAUUGUGACUGGUCUGAAGCCAAAGACAUCUUCUUCUACCGACCUGAAUAUUAAUAACAGUUAUAAUACUAUGUGCUUGAAUCGAGAACAAGGAGUUCAGUGGAUUAAGAAAGAAAGACUUCCAGCAUUUUUAAUAAGCGAUUGCUAUUUUGAAUACAGACUUGCAAAGCUGAUGUCACAGGUGAAAUUGAGCAAUACCUGUAUGCCUUUAAUUACCGACCCAAAUUACCAUCCGUGGACACUCAAAAGAGAAAUGGCCCUUUCACCUCCCCCAGAGACUGAAAACAAGGAAAUUAUGCAUAAGUUCUUUGUUACACUUGGCGAGGCUACAUUUUCUCAGACAAAGGAAUGGUUUUCAAUAGCAAAACAUAGUGAGCAAACAACUUCCACAGCCUCAUUAUCUCAACCCACUGCCUGGGGAUCUUCAGAUGACAUUGCCUUAUUGCACAGUACAGGGAGUCAAGGAUCUGAGCCUUUGGAGAAGGUUGGUGAGAGUAAACGUGAAGAAGAUGAAUACUCUGUUUCCAUUGCAAUGUCUCCAUCCCCGACUCCUAUCAGACUUUAUAUUGAACGCAAGUUGAACAGUAGGGAAGAGAUUUCCAAGGACGUUAAACAAAAAAUGGAUCCAUCAGAAGGAGAACAAAGCCAAAAAGGGACAUGUUUCCACACACUGGAAGAGUUUGCUCAAUUCUUUGUUGGUCAGAUAUUGAAAUCAGCAGUCUUUAAGUUGUCUGUUGAAGCAACUGAAGAUGUUCACUAUGAAGAUGAUAUUUAUAACUUAUCUGAUGUGUCUGUGCUGUGCGUAGAUAGCCCUAAAGCUUUGUCCAUUCAUUCAGAUUACUCUGAAACAUCCAUUGAAGAAGAGAUUAUUAAUGUAGAGUCUGACAGCGAUGGGCAGGAUAGUCUUGACUCCUGGUGUACACAAAGGGCAGAAUGUCAUAUAAAUAGUAGGAAAGAGUUUGAAAGGUUUAAGUUAUUUCUUAAAGGAACACCAGGGGAGAAACUAUGGUUACUCUGGCUUGACAUUGAAAGGCUGAAAGCCAUAAAUGACACAAAGAAGCAGCAAAGUCAUCUCAAUAAAAUGAAGAAGCUUUAUCUGGUGACAAGUGAAGAUAAUUUCAUCAAGGCUGAAGUUUUACAGAGAUUAAGACUUUUAGAUACAAAUCAGUGGAACGUAAAUCAUUUACAGCAUGUUCAGACUGAAAUUGUGAAAUCCUUGCUCCUGUACUGGGGACCCAGAUUUUGUCUAUCUGACUCGUCUCAGAUUGGAGCGGAUAUAAAGUUGUGGUCUAGACGUCAGCUACGGCCUAAACGAGAUGCUGAUCCCUUUGCACAGAUGGCGACUUUACUACCUCUGAGACCAAAGUCUUGUAUGCCAAGGAUUUCUACGUCAGCUCCUCCAGUAAGUGGCCUGACAAGAAAUACAGCUGUGAGUAGCUGUAAAUCAUCUCAAAAUCCAGAUCUGGCAAACAGCAUAGAAACAAAACAAGAUCAAUCAUAUACCAAAGACAUUUUUACAAGUGAAGACAGACUUAGUGUCCUGAAAGGCUCCAGCCUAGAGGCAAUGCUACAGGCUCUGCACCAUGAUUCCCGAGCUGGUCAUUUUUUUGUCCACUUCUGUGAGCAGUCAGGAAAUAAGUUGUGGGAGAACAGUGUCUGCUUUUGGUUUGAUCUGCAGUUUUAUCACCACUUGUUUUACCAAGAGACCCUACAACCCUAUAAACUGUGCCAGCAAUCCCAAUUCCUUUUUGGCACUUACCUUGCUCCGUCUGCUACCAAGGAUAUCGGUGUUGAACAAAUCAUAAAAAAAGAGAUUUACCAGAAACUUGAUCCACCAUUUGAGGAUUUAUUUGACGCAGCUGAAGAAUACAUCCUCACACUUCUCCUUUCUGCAUGGAUGGAAAUGAACAAAACUGACAGGCAGGCCUAUGAGAAGGUGGAGCUGGUUGAAGAAUCUCGACAGCUGGAGUCAGUGUGUUAUCAAAAGCUGCAGGCUCUGUGUCAAGAGAAGGCAUCCAAAAGAGACGAAAUUCCUGUCCGCAAAUCUGUCUUUGUACCACCUCCUGAUAUUGCCAGAGAGCCUAACCUAUGGGAGCAGGUACCAGAUGAAUACAAGAAUUUUAACCUUGGUACAUUAAUUCGACACAGGAUGGAACUGGAGCAUUUCCGUAAAUUCCUCGAAGAUAAUUUUGCAAGCAUGGAUCUCAUGUGCUGGAUAGACCUUGAGCAAUUCAGACGAAUGCCACACAAGGAAAAGGAGAAGCGACAAGAAAAAGCCAAGGAUAUUAAGAAUAAAUACUUAAAUAAAAAGUAUUUCUUUGGGCCAAACAGUCCUGCCACAAGAGAUCAACAGGAGCAGGUCAUGCAAUUGGCUGGUGGCUGGGGGAGAAUACUACAUGAUCGUCUUUCCUCCAACGUUCUCAUAGAAAUUCAGAAAUAUGUCCGAAUGAGGAUAGAGAAGAAGUGGCUUCCAUUGUUCCUAGCAACUGAAGAAUUUAGAGAACGUUGGAAAGCUCAGGCACAAAUGAAGGAUGUUGCAGAAGAUAUAAUAUUUCAAACAAACAAGAAAAAAAUUGGAGUUUGGAAGCACUUGGACAGUAAGUGGAUUUCUUCCUCCAAAGAGAUAAUUGCAUUCCGCAAAGCGUUAUUAAACCCAGUUACUGCCAGCCAGUUUCAAAAGUUUUUAUCCCUCAAAGGAGACUUUUUGGAAAAUGGAUUGCUUUUCUGGCAAGAGGUUCAAAAAUAUAAGGACCUCUGUCAUUCUCACUGUGAUGAUUUCACCAUCCAGAACAAGAUCACAGCUAUUAUCAACUGCUUUAUCAACUCGUCUAUUCCUCCAGCAUUGCAGAUAGACAUCCCACCAGAGCAGGCGGAGAAGAUCUUGGAAAAACGAAGGGAUUUAGGACCCUAUGUAUUCCGUGAGGCACAAAUGACCAUUUUCAGCAUCAUGUUCAAAUUCUGGCCUGCUUUUACUGAGUUCCGCAGCAACUUAGCAGAUGAGAAGAUUAUGCCUCUUCUGGAGAGGAAAAAGGCAAAGAAGUUAGAGCAGCUAAAAAGAAAAAUGAGAGACGAGGAAAAGCUUGCCAAGCAACGACUAGAAGAUGGUAAAAGAAAGGAGAGUUUAUUCAACCUCUAUGGAGACAUUGAAAAUGAAAGCACUUAUAGCGGAGAAAUAUUUCCUGGUGAGGGAAUGUAUCCAGAUAAUCGCAGCGAGGAAAUGUAUUCAGCCCGUGAUGGAUAUGGACGUAGAAGAAAUAUAUCUUGGACCUACUCAAAGUAUGUUGAAGCUUUGGAGCAAGAAAGGAUGCUCCUGAAAAUUCAAGAAGACUUAGAGAAGAAGUCCAGGUCAUCUUUGACAUCAGAUACUUCUUCCCUCUACACCAUAAAAACAGAAAACUCUAAAACAACUGGCAAAACGUAUAACUCUUCAAACCAGUUGGCAAAUAUAGAGAGAAUAUCCUCAGCUAUAAAACAAAGACAGAUGAAUAGAUGAGACGGAAUUAUCAAAAUCUAAUGAAGUAUCCAGAAGCAUAAUUAUAAUCCAAAAAAUGUGUUUCAUUUUUGCACUUUAUUGAUAUUAGGCACAGCAUACUAUUUGUAAAAAAAUAAAUACAUGUAUAGACCAGUGCAAGAUCUCUAACCAACAAUCAUACAGAAAUAUGUAGAUAAUUUUUGUAUUUAUGUGAUGUUCUUAGAAUAUGUUUUCAGAAAAUAGAAAUAAACCUACACAACUUGCACAAUAUUCCAAUUAGAAAAUUACCUGGCAAAU
This is a messenger RNA of Bombina bombina (fire-bellied toad), 4080 nucleotides long. RefSeq names its product regulator of G protein signaling 22 (gene RGS22). Lineage: Eukaryota; Metazoa; Chordata; Amphibia; Anura; Bombinatoridae. The transcript has 27 exons. Bases 1 to 3804 code for a protein of 1267 amino acids. The record is from RefSeq and is a predicted model, not a curated record. Gene Ontology annotation, biological process: regulation of signal transduction. Gene Ontology annotation, molecular function: G-protein alpha-subunit binding.